AUGAGGAGGCGUCAGCUACAUGUUGUCUUUGUCAUAAUCAGCUCUCUGGCUCAGCUUUACAAAACCAUAAACGUGGUACUGUAUGCAGGGACAGUGCUGAGCUACACCGCUGAAGAUACCAAAGCUGAAGAAACGGGCUCCUUCCUCUCCAGGGACUUAGGUGUUCAUAAUGACAAUCAAGAAUGUAAACUUGUGUCUAACUCUGAUUUCCCACACAUUUCAUAUUUCAAUUUCCUGAAAUAUUUCUUACCUACCUACAGACAGAAAAUACCUAUACAUUUUCCAAGAUGUAGCCAGAAGCUGAUCUGUUGCCUCCUCUAA
Messenger RNA from Rangifer tarandus platyrhynchus (Svalbard reindeer), 321 nucleotides. NCBI's taxonomy places the organism in Eukaryota, Metazoa, Chordata, Mammalia, Artiodactyla, Cervidae. The record is from the annotation of a GenBank genome assembly.